Helobdella robusta is the source of this 570-nucleotide messenger RNA. RefSeq lists its product as hypothetical. Bases 1 to 570 code for a protein of 189 amino acids. The record is from RefSeq and is a predicted model, not a curated record. NCBI's taxonomy places the organism in Eukaryota, Metazoa, Annelida, Clitellata, Rhynchobdellida, Glossiphoniidae. The transcript is spliced from 5 exons.
AUGGCCAACCAAACCAUGACACCAUUGAAAGGUUUGACUCAGGGAGCAUUUGAACCACUGAGCCAUCUCGCCGGCCACUGCAUUGCUACUUCGUUUGGUUUCUCAAGCCAUGUCAACAGAUCGAAUAGACUACAUCAAGUCAGCCAAAUUCCCGAUCCAAAGUCCGAUCCGCGCCUCAUAUCAACUCCCAGUCACUGGAAGCAAAUUGAUGCCAACACACUCAAUACCCACUUUGCUUCCAUGUCAACCGACCCGUCCUACAAGACUCCACCAAAAAAAGCAACUACAAUCAAUAGUCGUCAACAUCAACAAUUUACCCCAUACUCCGUCCUGCACAUGCUAACGAAGGCCUGUCCAUCCGGUACAGGCUUUCAAACAUUUCACGCACUCAAAACACUCCGUUCACAUGGUCUCAGAGGCGUCAAAUUAUUCGACAUCACCGAAUCACUUAUCAUCUCACGCAUCAAAUAUGCAGCUCCCUCCUGGUCUGGUUUUGCCACGCAACAACAACUUCAGCAGCUACAAUCUCUCAUCAAAAAACUAAUUCGCUUCAACUACCUAUCUGCAUAA